AUGGAUAACGCAUCUGCCUUCGGAGCAGAAGACUACAGGUUCGAAUCCUGCCGUGGUCGACAGUCUGUCCAGUUCCAUUUCAUCGCAUUGCCUGCUUCGCCUUUGAAUUUUCGGCAUAUAUUCGCUUGCGAGUAUUUGAAGAAGCCAUCAUAUGCAGUUGGAUCAAUCGGGCCGCGUGGCGCAAUGGAUGGCGCGUCUGAAUACGGAACGAGAGAUUACACUUUCGGAUCCUGCCGUGGUCGACACUUUGUCCAGUUCCAUUUCAUCGCAUUGCCUGCUUCUUCUGGAAAAUUUCGGCAUCUGUACGAAAGCGAGUAA
Molecule: messenger RNA, 318 nt
Organism: Angiostrongylus costaricensis
Lineage: Eukaryota; Metazoa; Nematoda; Chromadorea; Rhabditida; Metastrongylidae
Source: the annotation of a GenBank genome assembly